Molecule: messenger RNA, 2082 nt
Organism: Tripterygium wilfordii
Lineage: Eukaryota; Viridiplantae; Streptophyta; Magnoliopsida; Celastrales; Celastraceae
Product: transcription factor TCP9-like
Exons: 1
Coding region: 259-1326 (355 amino acids)
Cellular component (GO): nucleus
Molecular function (GO): DNA-binding transcription factor activity; sequence-specific DNA binding
Source: RefSeq, a predicted model, not a curated record
GUUGACCCCACCGAACAAAAUAAUCGCAUAAUCCUUUGGGGGAGGGGGUCCUCCACGUGUCAUCAUCCAGCGGGCCCAUGAAGCAUUGCAACCGACAGAGCCCCGUAGAUUUACAUCAUCGAACAGUACGCCUUUGCAAAAACGAACACUCAUCAUUGCUUAUAUAUAUGGACUUUAGUUUCUCGCUUGGAACGUGUCUUGACUCAUAAGCGAGUACAAAAGUCCGGCAGCCGUACGUACGUUACAUUUUCACUUUAGAUGGCUGCGAUUAGGAAACAAGAAGCUGUAGGCGUCAAAGGCAUGCGAUUGGUUGAUCUCAGUAUCAACGGCGGAGGAGGAGAUCACACAGAAUCACCAAAUCAAAGGCAUGUGGUUGCGCUGAAGGAAGAACCAGACUCGGGGGACAACUCUCCACCGGCUUUGAGGGUGAUGCCGGUGGCGGUGCGCGUGCCUGGGGAGAUGCCGAUGCCGAUGCCGAUGCCGUUGAAUUCGUCCCCUCCUCAAAAGAGAUCGUCAACGAAGGACCGGCAUACGAAGGUUGAAGGUCGGGGGAGGAGGAUCCGAAUGCCCGCCACGUGUGCCGCCCGAGUCUUCCAAUUGACCCGAGAACUUGGUCACAAAUCGGACGGUGAAACUAUCCAGUGGUUAUUAGAACAUGCGGAGCCGGCCAUCAUUGCUGCGACGGGUACCGGGACCGUCCCCGCCAUAGCCAUGUCCGUCAAUGGCACUCUUAAAAUUCCGACCACCACUAACGCUAGCUCCGAUCCAACAGACCAAGCUGUCAAUAAAAAGCGUAAACGACCAGCUAAUAUUGAGUAUGCCGAUGUUAACGACGUUCCCGGGUCAGCCGGGUCGGCAUCCACAUGUCUUGCCCCGGUGUCAACUAGUACCCAACCCCACCAACAGCAACAACAACAGCAAACGGCGUUUUUUCCACAAGGACUUGUUCCCAUGUGGGCCAUACCAUCAAACGCCGUCGUUCCGGGCGCUUUCUUCGUGGUCCCAUCUAUGACGGCCUCCAUUGCAGGACCUUCAAACCAGCCUCAUAUAUUCGCUUUUCCGGCUACGACUACGACUCCGAUCAAUUUAUCAGCCACGCCUAUAUCGUCCUUUUUAGCAGCCAAUAUAGCCACUGCAACGACGCCGGUUUCAAGCUCAACAAUGUCAAGUUCAAAGCCAGGUAAAGCAACGACGUCAGUUAUGGCACCAUGUUCGAGCUCUUCUCCAAGUAGCGACACUAAAGGCACUCAGAUGCUCAGAGACUUCUCUCUAGAAAUUUAUGAUAAGAAGGAGCUUCAGUUCAUGUCUCGUUCUACAAAACACUGAUGACUGAACUGAUCAACAAACGGUGCAUCCGCCAUGAACGAGCUGCAAGAGCGAUAGAGAAGAAGAGCACGUGGUCACGAGAGGAAGAAAACUUUGAAGUUUCCUCACGUGUAUGGUGGGGUCAGAGUAGGCCAAGUGGGGACCACAUGUGGCAGUGGGUCAACUCCUUUCCAUGAAAUCGAAAGCAAUGAGGGGGUCCGCAACUCGGCCCCCCUGGACUGUGCAAAAAGAAGGAAGGAAAAUAAAAAAUUAAAAGGUGUGGGGCCGCCCUCAUGUGAUUCUGGCGCGGGACCCUAUAGAGGAGAGGCAGGUCACGGAUGGGUGGGUCCAUGGGGACCGUUUCAGCGUUGUAUCCCAAGUAGGUUCGGUGGUGCCGUGGUGGGUCUCAUUGGUUGGUUCUCCGAAGGUGACGAGUGGUGCGUUGCGUGGGUCGUCGACUCGUGGUCUUUGCUUUGCUGUACAUGGUGGGACCAGCACUUUUUGGGAGCUGACACGUGGGGUCUUUAUGAGACACGCCAAACCUUUUAGUUGCUUAAAAAAUAAAAAUAAAAACGUGAUGGUGAGAAAGAUGAUUAGUGGCAUCAGAAUCGGAUGCCUCUUGCUCAUUUAAUCUUUCAAUCCAUAUGCAAGUUAUUGUAAUGUACCCUGUUGCAUGGAAGACCUUCUCUGACUUACUUUUGUUGUCAAAAUUUAACUACUAUCUUUCUUGUCAUCGCUUUUAAGUUUAAGAGUUAAGCUGGCGGCAUUUGAUUGGUA